AUGUUCUCACCCUGCGCCGAUACGCCCUCUUCGCCUCUCAACGUGACCCCUCCCAGCCUCGCUGAGGCUCUUGAGCGCUUAGGCCUGAGCGAAUACCUCGGCACUCUGACCGACAACGGAUUCAGCACCUGGGAAACUGUGCUUGACAUUACCGAAGACGACUUGACCGCCCUAAAUUUUAAGCUGGGCCACCGACGAACGCUUCAGCGUGAAAUCGCCUCUUUUCGAGGAAUUCCGUCUUCUUUGUCGUUGGAAACAGAUGGCACUUCGACUGGCCCGUCGUCCCUCUCAACCUCCGCUUUGGAGACCCUGUCACGGAGUACGAGUGCGCCCAGCAGAGAAAAAAGGAGGUAUCGGCGACACCCCCGUCCAGACAACAAUGCACCCAAAAAACCAAAGACAGCUUACGUGAACUUUGCCGAUCAUCUGCGGACCGAUCCCGCAAUUAGCUCCCUUUCCUUUGUAGACAUCGCCAAAGAAGUCGGUCGGCGAUGGCAACACCUGCCGGCUGACAAGAAACGCAUGUGGGAGAGCCAGGCGGCGCGAGCCAUGCAAGAGUACGAGGCGCAGAUGGACGAAUAUAAGAAAACGGAUCUCUGGCGCAAGUACCAUGCUUACCUGGAAGAGUUCAAAGCGCAACAGGCACAGGCGAAAAACGGGAAACGUGUGAAUGGCAUGGUGGCUAACAGCUUGGCGCGUAACGGGUACUCACGUGCCAGUUCAAGUUCAUCCGAUAGCCCGGUUUCGAUCCCUUCCUCUGGCUCGACCAGGACAGAAGCAGAGCUUUGCCAUGGGUCACUCACCCUUGCAUUGAGUGAGUUGGUAUCAUUGAGGGGCGAAAUCUUAGGCCAAGGGGUUCGCCCAUACGACGAACAACAUCUCCCAGCUGAAGAAUUGACACGCCGUGCCAUGUAUGCCUUUGUGCGGGGUACAGGAUCGCUGUUAUAUAUGUGGACCUACACACAAGUAGAUGAAAUCCUCGAUCGGAUAUACAGACCCGAGAAGCCAGUGGAUGCCAUGACGUUUGCGGAAUGUUUCACUGUGGCGGCCAUGGGCGCGCACUACGAUCUUGAUUGUUUCCCGGAUCGGAUAAGACGCGCGCUAUAUGCAUCAGGAACUCUCCACUUCCACGAGAAGACGGCCCGUAUUGAUUAUCUGCGAACUAUGCGGCUGCUGUUAUCCAUGUCAUUUUAUGCCCUAUUGGAGAAGCACAUGAGUGCUAGGUACCUAGUUGCCGCCGGCUUACAGAUUGCUCGUUGGAAGUGCCCUCCACCGCAACAGUCAGCUCUUGAUACGGCGAACGAGAGCUGGAGGCGAAUUUUCCGCAGCCUGAUCUUCAUGGACUCUUGGCUCUCAUACACCCUUGGCUACGUGUCAGAGGUGGUUCCUGAUGAUAUUGCUGUUGCUUGCACCUCUCGGCAACCCGACAUAGCAACUAUGGACGAAUUGAUUCACAUCCAGACUAGUAAGAUUGGCCUGAUUGCGGCCGAAAUUGCGAAGACUUUGGUAUCGGCCGAGCUGGCCACGCGCGAGAACAUUGACAUGCUCAAUCGCAAGUUGGAAGUUUGGCGCAUGGAAGUCCCUACAAUGCUGCAAAUAUCAGUUAUGACGUCUGAUAAUCCUCCGGAGCUGACGUUGUACCAGAGGCGGGCUAUUCUUAUGGUCCAUAUCAUGUAUCUCGGCGCUGUUUUGCUGCUCCAUCGCCAACUACUUAUUGCCGCAGCCCAGACCCAACUCACUGAUGGCGCUUUGUGGAACUUUGAUCUAAGCGUUGAUGAAGUGGCCAGGUAUAGAAAUGAGUGUGCUAUGGCCGCUCAACAGAUGGCACGCAUUUUGAGUCUCAUCUCUUUUGAUGGCACUUUCACAAGGCGAUGUUGGCUGAUUAUUUACUGGGCCUUUACCGCCUGCAUCGUUCUACUUUUUGCCGCAGCUACCAGGCUCCUCGAUGGGCAGCCUGACGGGGUUGACGAAGAUCUUACAUAUGCCAAAGGUUGUCUCGACAUGCUGGAGCCAUGCCGAAACUACGAACCAGUUGCAGAGCGAUAUUUGGAGAUCCUGUGGCCCUUGUACGACAGUCUCCGGGAUAUACACCAACGAAUGUUGGGGAGGGCCAAAACCAGCAUAUUCUCGCUUCUCCAGUCUACCAAUCCGGCCCAACUGAGUCCUCCGAUUCCGGUCUCCAAAGAAGAAAUGGGACCAAUUUCAGAGAAACUAUCUGUGCUCCUCGCUGACCCCUUUGGGCGGAAGCAAGCCAUGCCCGGUGACACUAGGAGGCGGAUCCUUAGCACAGAUGGCUCCUCUCUUGUCUUUUGGUUCAGAUGA
This is a messenger RNA of Lindgomyces ingoldianus, 2322 nucleotides long. RefSeq lists its product as uncharacterized. Gene Ontology annotation, cellular component: nucleus. Gene Ontology annotation, biological process: regulation of gene expression. The record is from RefSeq and is a predicted model, not a curated record. The transcript has 6 exons. Gene Ontology annotation, molecular function: protein binding. Bases 1 to 2322 code for a protein of 773 amino acids. Lineage: Eukaryota; Fungi; Ascomycota; Dothideomycetes; Pleosporales; Lindgomycetaceae.